Messenger RNA from Harmonia axyridis, 2306 nucleotides. RefSeq lists its product as uncharacterized. Lineage: Eukaryota; Metazoa; Arthropoda; Insecta; Coleoptera; Coccinellidae. The transcript is spliced from 2 exons. The record is from RefSeq and is a predicted model, not a curated record. The coding region runs from base 1055 to 1972 and encodes 305 amino acids.
CAAAUAUUUUUAUUUGGUCAUUAUAGUAUAUAACAGAAUUUAGUCAAGUUAUUCAAGAAAAUUGGAACUAAUAAUAUUAAUUAUAUAUUGAAAAAAAAUGAGUAAAACGUUCAAAUAGCACUUCUUCUAUCAAUAGAAUAAAUCUGUAAAAUAAUAUAUGUAGGCGGAACAAUAAACAAUCUAUAUGUAUAAUACUAUAGAAUUGAUUUCAUUUGCCCAUGCGUUGAAUGGACCAUUCUUGCUGACAUAGGGGACAUCUGUUAUUCUGUUUUACCCAUAAAGACAUACAACAAUAAUGGAAAGAAUGAUUACAUUCACCCCACACUACAACACAAUCCUGCUUAUCAAAAUCCUUUUUGUUCUCAGCUUGACACCUAAGGCACGCAUCCAUAACUUGAACUCUGCAAAUAGCACAAGUAUCACAUUCAACAUCCCAGCUCCACAUAGCAACUGCAUUCCAUUUUUUUAAGGUGAACAUUUUCUCCUGACUAAUUUCCUUUUUAUCAUUAUCAUUUUCGUCCAUCCUAGAAAUUUCGUUCAAACUUCUAAAAUUCAAAGUUAUGAUGCUAAUAAAAUAACCAGUCCAUUCGAUUUAUGGAAAACUCACUUCACUAACUUUACUUCAAUAUUUAUUUCAAUAUUUUCAGCUUGACAGAUACCGAAUAUCUUAUUUUUAGGUUAGGUUAUUCUUUUUGUUUUUCACAUAGAUCAAUAUUUUUAAUAGGUCUAUGGAUUUGGUGAGAAAAUUUAAAAUUUUUUUUCUAGGCUGAUCUUCCUUGCCAAAAGAACUACAGAUUACAGAAUAGUCUUCAGUAGAACCCCCUAAAAACGGACCCCUUGAAUUCGUAGAAAAUGAAUUAUUCUCAUAAAAUGUGUUUUAAUUUCGAAACGAAAAACUUAAGUAGUAGACAGUUUCUUCUGUCGAUAAUUUAAAUUUGUGUCCAUAGAUUUUUCUUUUCAAAUUCAAACAAGUCAAAAAUAGAAAUAUAUAACCUGCAAAAUUAUUCUGUUUAUUGUUUAUAUGUUGAAUUACAUAUAAGUCAAAAAAUGCAAUAUGAGUACAGAAAUAACAAAGAUGAAACAAGGCAUGUCCUAUUCAUGUAAGGAAAAAACAAUUAUUCUGAACGUUUUCAAGUAUUUUAAGGGUCAGUUUCCUGAUAAAUGCGUUACUGAUUUGGUAAGACGAACAGCCAAAGCUACUGGCUGUAGUGAAAAAAGUAUAUUUCAAUUUCGAAAGGAGGAAGCAAGUGCUGAAGGUUUCAAAGCACCAUCGAAAACAAAAAUUAGAAAAAACAUCAACAUCAAUAGCCGUGAUAUAAAAUAUGAUGAUUCCGUUAGACAAUCAAUAAGAAACAUUAUUUAUGACUUAAAAUAUCGAAAUGUUGUCCCAAGUUUAAAUACAAUUUUGAAAAAUGUGCACUUGAAUAAGCAGUUACCUAAUUUUUCUCUGAUGACAUUGAGGAGAUUGCUAUUUGAUAUGGGAUUUUCUUAUGAAAAAGUUGGAAAUAAAUCAAUUCUUAUAGAAAAAAAAGAAUCCUCCACAGAGACAGGGAAAGGCAAAAAGGACAAAACUAAACCUUCAGAUACACCUCAUCUUGGAGUUUUGGAAACACCUAGAAUUUCAGAUUCUAAUAUUUCCCCUCAGAGUAUAAUUCAAAGUUCUGUAACUCUAUUGCCGAAACCAACACCCCAGCAUUUUGUUGCUCAUAUGAACAGCAAUAUUAAUUUACAUUUGAGCCAUUUACAAUCUGUAGAUCAUCAAUCACCUUAUCAUUCUUUGAAGCCUAUGCCAGGACCAUUUCAGACUCAUAGUCAUCCAAUGAUGGGCUCAACUGUGCAUGAACAACACCCAGUCACCCAUAACAUGCCUCCAGUGGUUUUAGACCAAAGAUCUCAUCAGCAUCCUUCGCAUUUGAUACCUCAACCUUUUAAUAUGCACCUUAAGAGAGAAGAAUUUGUUCAAGGAAUUUAGAGUAAAAUAUCCAAGGAUAUCAAUGUGCCUGUUCUACCGACCCCAGCGCUGUGAAAAUUUCAAAUUAAUGCAUUUGCCUCCUAAAAGAUGCUAGAUACAUCGAUAUGAACUGAUUCUAAUUUAUGUGGCAGUGAGAUGAAAUAAAAAUAUAAAUCCAGGAAGUUAGAAGAUCCAGUGAAAGUGGAGAAUUGUAAUCAGAAAAUAUCACAUCUUGUAUUAUUGAGAUACUAUCAGUUGGCAGUGCGAAAUUCUUGAUAUUGUAAACAGUAUUAUUUUAUAUUUAUAAUCUAUUUUUAUACUUUUAUAAUGAUUCGAAUAAAUUAUUCAAACACUA